Linum trigynum is the source of this 2334-nucleotide messenger RNA. The record is from the annotation of a GenBank genome assembly. Lineage: Eukaryota; Viridiplantae; Streptophyta; Magnoliopsida; Malpighiales; Linaceae.
CAGCGGGCCAGCGGCAGAAGGGGGCACUCUUUCUCAGUUCUCACACGGUCACUCUCCUAAGUGUGCUUGUAGCUUCUGCAUGGUUUGGUGCCUGGAAACAAUUCCUGAUUGCUACUUCCCUCGCCAUUGUUAAAGAGCUCCAGGGUACGUAUUGUUUGUCCAUCUUCUAAUUGACGCCAUUUAGCUCCCAGAAAAUGUAUCUGCUGUUGUUUCCAUCCAAAUCCACAUGCAAUAGUAUAUUAUGUUGUGAGCCCCAAGUUCUCGAUUUGUUCUUCACCUUGAUUUAUGAUUUCCGAACUUACCAUGCCCAUGUCUUACUUCGAUUCAUGAUAAUAGGUGGUUUCUGAACAAUACCACGUUUGUAGAUUGUUGCAUGCUAUCUGUCAUUAUUUCACCACUUAUAUGAUUGAACUGUGCUAUGAUUGAACUGUGCUUCAUAUCUGUUUCUGGAAAAGGAAGGGAGGAAGAUAAUGGCUGGGAGUUCACAAGAGUCCAAGAAACUCAAGAGGAUCCAUGCAGUUGACAGACUGAGUGUUCUUCCUGACAGCAUUCUCCAUCACAUCCUCUCGUUCCUCGAUACGAAAUCUGUGGUUCGAACGAGCCUUCUGGCGAGGAGGUGGAGAUGUUUGUGGAAACAUGUUCCCGUCCUCAAUUUUAUACAGACGUCCUUUCCUAACUUGUCCAGUUUCACAAAGCAUAUAAACAAGGUCUUGUCUCUCCGCUUUCAAAAGAUCCCUGUUGGCAGCAUCACCUUCGACAUCUGUGGAGAUAAGUGGGGAGGUGCUAUGAAAACAUUUGAAAAGAUCAUGAAAUAUGCUGACUCUCAUGGUGGUGGUCUUUACCACUUAUCCUUUGUCGAUGACAAGUUCCAAUUUGAAAUCGGAGGGAUCGCUGAUGUCAUUACCGCUUCUCGUUGUAAUGAAUCUCUCAAGACACUCAUAUUGAGGAGAUGCACUCUCAAGAGAGAAUUUGGUUGGCGCUUCAACUUGCUUACAACUCUUGAGUUGUGUCAAUGCCGCCUGGACCCUUAUCCUGUUGGGGAGCUCUUUGAUCCGUUUGCGAAUCUGCCUUGUCUGAUCUACCUGAAGCUACUCCACUGCAUUUUAUAUUCUAGUGGCUCUAGGGUUAUGAUAUCAGGACUUCAGCUGCUUGACCUUCAAAUUGAGUGUCUUAACUUCAACGGCGUCUAUGAAGUGACGGCCCCAAAGCUCAAGUCCUUAUGUUUAUGGAGUUAUGGUUAUGACUUUGAGCGACGUCUCCCCAUUUUGAAUCUCCCCGCUCUUGAUCAUGCAAACAUCCGUCUUGGUUGGUUUGUACCAUACCGUAAUGCAGGAUCGAAAGAGGGUAACCGUGCAUUUAUGAAGUUUUUGCAAGGCCUGCACAAUGCAGAGUGUCUCCAGCUACGUUUCAACAAGAUGAUGGAUCGUCAUGGAGAAGAGCACCGCCACUUUCCCCUGAACAGAAUUAAGGAGUUAAUAGGGCCAGAAUCCCCUCCUUUUACCAGGCUGAAGUCCUUGAGGGUACGAUGUGCGGGUCAACAGAAACUGCCAAGCAUACAUUAUGAAGUGAUUCGCUACUUUUUCGAAGGCUCUCUCAGCACGGAAGAAAAGACCGUUCAGCUGGAGCUGGUUAAUGAAAAGCGGUGCUGAUUUUACGUAGUCAAGUGCUGUCGAAACUAGUAUUAGCAAUGUCGUCAAGUUGCAUGCAGGACGGUCAUGCUGCUAGGAGGAUGAUGUAUUUUGCUGCUACUGAUCUUGUCAUGAAGGCUGGUAUUUUGUAGGCAGCAUUGUCUAAGGGCAUAUUAUACGGGGGCGUGCUUGUUUUUCCCCCUCUAUUUUGUACAGAACAUGUUGUGAUCUUUAACCAAAAACACCACCAUAUAUGCUGAAACCUGAAAGAGCAGAGCCACGUAAAGACCUUCUGCUACUUCUCUUUGUGUAGGCUUCUGUUUGAAUGUAUAUAAAUCAGCUAGUGCUGCUUCCUUUCUGAUGAUUGAAUGUAUAUGAAGCCAGAGAUCGUUAAAACCAAGUUCGAGAAUGAAGCCAGUGAUCGAGACUGAAGUCUCUCAGUUCACAAGACUGAAGAACUUGAAGAUUCAAUACCGGCACGAAAAAACCAAGUUCUGUCAGCAUUUAGCAGGACGGACAUCAAAUGCAGAUCAUCCUCGAGAUGCUUGCUGAUCAGAGAGUGUGAUGAUGGUUUUUCUAUUGUCAAAUGGUGUCAAAAACUGGUAGUAGUCUUGGUCUCUAGUUGCAUAUAUGGUGCUUGCCAAAGUAGUGCCCAAACAGGUAGUUUCCUCCUUUUGCUUAGCGCGAAUAUACAUAAACUUAAUCU